Nelumbo nucifera (sacred lotus) is the source of this 535-nucleotide messenger RNA. It is a transcript of the gene BLOS2, whose product is annotated as biogenesis of lysosome organelles complex 1 subunit-like protein. Lineage: Eukaryota; Viridiplantae; Streptophyta; Magnoliopsida; Proteales; Nelumbonaceae. The record is from RefSeq and is a predicted model, not a curated record.
AAAAUUGUAAUAAUCACGAUUCUUCCGUUUUGGCGAAACACCGAGCGCUUCAAGAUUCAACAUUUUGCGUAUCCUAUACUCAAUCCGGGAGGUGGAGGAACAUGGCUGGGAAGGAGGGACUGGAGAGGGAUGAACUCACCGAAUCACUCAACGAUCUUUUCGCCAACGUAUCCACAAUGAUCAAAGGCGAACUUCAGGGAACAAACAAUUUGCUUGAACUUUUGGAGAAGAUGAAUCUCAGAGUGGCUGAGGAAUACAAGGGCUUCGGUGAUGUGGCUUCUGGGUUAAGGAUUUUUGUUGAGCAACUGAAGGGUAAAAGCAACAACUUUGAUGAAUACGUUCAGCAGAUUGACUCGAUUGAGCAGCAAGUUACAGAAUUUGAAGCUGUAAUCUCAAUGCUUGAUAAAUAUGUUUCCAUGUUGGAAUCAAAAGUGCAAGCUGCUUAUCGAAUUUCACCUUCUUCAUAAUAGUCAUUUCUGCUAUUUAUUAAAAUGAGGUAAUCUGAUUGCUUAUGAUUAAUUUGCGCUUGGUUUCA